Messenger RNA from Aspergillus thermomutatus, 765 nucleotides. Its product is annotated as protein-L-isoaspartate O-methyltransferase. The record is from RefSeq and is a predicted model, not a curated record. Gene Ontology annotation, molecular function: protein-L-isoaspartate (D-aspartate) O-methyltransferase activity. The coding region runs from base 1 to 765 and encodes 254 amino acids. NCBI's taxonomy places the organism in Eukaryota, Fungi, Ascomycota, Eurotiomycetes, Eurotiales, Aspergillaceae. Gene Ontology annotation, biological process: protein modification process. Gene Ontology annotation, cellular component: cytoplasm. The transcript is spliced from 2 exons.
AUGCCAUCGCUUUUCUCUUUCUUGUGUGCAAAGGAACGUGUUGAUGGCGGUGCACAGCAGAUAAUCAAGUAUAAUUGUAUCGACCUCGAUCUGGAUGUCUGGAUCUACCUUGUGGUCUUCCAUGUGGCCCUAUCUGACUUGGUUGAUCGCGCCCAUUACGCGCCAUCGAGGCCAUACUCCGACUCGCCGCAACCUAUCGGGCAUGGAGCGACGAUUUCGGCACCACAUAUGCAUGGCCAUGCUUGCGAAUACUUGGUUGACUUCCUCAAGCCGGGAUCCCGGGUGUUGGAUAUCGGCUCGGGAUCCGGGUAUUUGACACAUGUCCUCGCCAAUCUUGUUAUAGACACGUCUACCAGUGGUGCCAGUGGUCAGGUUAUCGGAGUGGAUCAUAUCCCGGAACUCGUUGACCUGGCCAGGGCGAACAUGAGCAAGUCAGAGCAGGGCCGCACUCUCCUAGAAUCCGGAAAAGUGAAAUUCAUUACCGCCGAUGGUCGGCUGGGCUGGAGGGAAGGGGCUCCUUACGACGCAAUCCACGUGGGCGCAGCGGCAGACAAGCUACAUCCCGUGCUCAUUGAGCAGUUACAUGCCCCAGGACGCUUGUUCAUACCCGUUGAUGUGGAAAAUGACGGUAGCUCCAUAAGUAGCAUUGGACUCGGUGGUGGACAGUAUAUAUGGGUUGUUGAUAAGAAAGAGGAUGGCUCUGUUCACAAGGAAAAGAUUUUCCAGGUUAGCUAUGUGCCAUUGACGGAUGCACCGAAGCGAUAA